AUGGGAAUUUGUUUUACCAAGCCUAGGCUAAUAGGACUAGAACACUCAGAAACCAAAAACACUCCAAUAGUAAUCGAGCGUAAAAAAGGCCACAGACUUUCCGUCGCCUUACUACCAGAGCGCGAUAUCAGCGAACCUCUUAAUGAAAUUAUCCUUAAUCAUUCCAAAUCGAUACGCUCUGAAAAGCCUGAUGCAGAAGAAGAAAGUAGAGGCUUACUCGUGUUAAAUUCUCGCACAAUAAUUGAAGGAAUGCAAAGCACUCGAAUUCAAAAAGGUUUUGAAGACAAAAAAAUGAACAUCGACGGCGAUUUCGCCAAAAUUGAAGCGAUUCAAUCCAUGGGGAUUGGAUUUGCGUGCAAAAAAGGCUUAAAACCACAUGCCCCAAAUCAAGAUGAUUUUGCAAUAGUUUUAGAUGCAAAUUUCAAGUUUUUCGGGGUUUUUGACGGGCAUGGAACAGAUGGGCAUGAAGUGUCAAACUAUAUACAUUCAAGGCUACCAACAACAUUGAUGACUCAUCCGUCAUUUGAAAGCGAUAUUUUAACAGCCUUCACUGAGUCAUUUUUACAAACAAACACGAAUUUAAAAGACUUGUGCGAAUCUGAAAAUGCGAAAUUUGAAAGUACACUAUCAGGAUCAACCGCAACAACAGUAUUACUUCGUGGCACACAUAUAUAACGAUGACCCCCCCUUCAAUCUUCAUGCCUAUUGCAACAAAAAUGCAAUUUUUUAAUAUAAAAUUUUUAUAUAAAAAAAAAAAUUUUCAUGUCUCUUGCAACAAAUUUUAAAAAUUUUUGUUGCAAUAGACAUGAAGAUUGAGGGGGUUCAUCGUUAUAUUGGCCACGUAGGAGACUCUCGAGCUAUAAUGGGCAUCAAGCGUGCAAAUACAUUUGAAGCAGUUCGACUCACACUUGACCACAAGCCUAUGCUUCCUGAAGAAAAAGAAAGAAUCGAAUCUCGCAACGGUGAAGUAAAAAAGCUGCCUGAUGACAUUCCUCAUAGGAUCUUUGUAAAGGGAAAAGAUUAUCCAGGGCUAUCUACAAGUCGUGCAAUAGGAGAUUUUUUGGCACAAGAAGUUGGAGUAAUUUCAACUCCUCAAGUUUGUGAUAUAGAGCUUACUGAAGAAUCCACAUAUUUAAUCAUGUGUAGUGAUGGAGUAUGGGAAUUUAUUAAUGACCAAGAAGCUGUUGAUACUGUGUCAAAGUCAGGAACUAACGCCAAACAAGCUGCAGAAAGGUUAGCCAGCCUAGCUUGGGGCAAGUGGAUCCAGUAUGAAGAAGAUGUUGUAGACGACAUCACUGUUAUUGUUGCAUAUCUUCCUAAUCUAGUCAAAUUUUAA
This is a messenger RNA of Blepharisma stoltei, 1336 nucleotides long. Lineage: Eukaryota; Ciliophora; Heterotrichea; Heterotrichida; Blepharismidae. The record is from the annotation of a GenBank genome assembly.